Messenger RNA from Acanthopagrus latus (yellowfin seabream), 3047 nucleotides. It is a transcript of the gene pde12, whose product is annotated as phosphodiesterase 12. Lineage: Eukaryota; Metazoa; Chordata; Actinopteri; Spariformes; Sparidae. The record is from RefSeq and is a predicted model, not a curated record. Gene Ontology annotation, cellular component: mitochondrion. Gene Ontology annotation, molecular function: 3'-5'-RNA exonuclease activity. The transcript has 8 exons. Gene Ontology annotation, biological process: nuclear-transcribed mRNA catabolic process, deadenylation-dependent decay. The coding region runs from base 695 to 2470 and encodes 591 amino acids.
GUUCUCACAGCUAAUGUACGUUACUGACUUUUGUAAAUAUAUUGCACUUGUCGUGCCAACUUUGCAGUACCAAUCCAACAGCGAGGAAGAGGGGAACAAUCUCUAAGACUAUUGCCAUAUUUUUUAAGAUUUAGAAUAAGGUUCCCAAAAUGAAAGUUAGCUCGUUAGCUGUUUUCCCGAUUGAACUUGAACGCCACCUCCUCGGUGAGGUUGCCUCUGACAGUUAGCAUGACAUUGUUCUCACGACAAAGAGCUCAUUAGAGGACAUUUUGAUUACAUUCAGGUGGAAAAAAAUAUCGUAGGCCAUCAGGUCAGGUUUAAUUCAAUCAAAGGUUAUGCUGUCUAUGACUGGACUAAUCAAAUAAAAGGGAAAUUAGCAUGAUUAAGCUACAUGUGCAUGCUCAGAUAUUCCUAACAGCACGACACGGUAUGUAAAUUAAAACAGCGGUUUGAUAUCUGAAGACCGUCUGUUGUUAAGUUUUGAAUCGGACAACUAGAAGUCGAAUUUAACUCAACAUUUGCCAGUUUUCUCUUCACGUUAGCUGGUUAGCUUCCUCGGUUAGCAUUUUUGGCCGACCGGUGUAGCCGUAGGACAGUCCCACAGCAAGUGACGUCAGAAGGGGGGGACCACCCGUCACCGGUGUAGUUCAGUGUCCGACUUUUCUCGCUGUCAUCUCUCCGCCACCGGGACUUGAUGUUUAACCGCCUCCCCGCUGCCCUCGCACUGCUUCCCCGCCACCUGCUCUCAGCCUCACCGGGGACUUUGACCAGAGCCUGCCGCCUCCUCCACAGAAUGGAGUCGGCCAUGGUGAGGUGCCUUCCCGGGGAGCCCAAACUCACCAUCUCCUUCUGCCUGGACGGCAGCAACAAGCACAUGCUGCGGGACCAGGACGAGGCUCUGGGUAAGGCCCUGGCCCGGAUCUCCAACAGCAUCAUCAAGGACCAAAGGAAGGCGAAGAAGUCGAAGAAGAACAAGGGACAGCAGCCGUGUGAAGCCCCGGAGUCCGCCGUGGUGAAGCUGUACUAUGGAGAGGACGAGGUGGCCGACACGGUGCUGAACUCGGAGGCGUGGCAGGACGGAGCCGUGCUGCAGGUGGGGGACGUCAAGUACUCGGUCCAGAGGAACUCUCCCACCUUCACCGCCGCCGAGCUGCCAGCAUCUCUGCUGGCCGGGUUCCCCGUCUGUCCCAGUCUGGAGGUGGAGUUUGGGAACCUGCAAGACUGCGAGUUCACCUGGUAUAAAGAAAAUACCAGCAACACAAGCCCUGAUGUUGCUGGACAAGUUCCAGCUCAGGACAGCAGCUGGACAGAGGUAGGCAGUGAGAGAGUCCACGUCCCGUCCAAUCAGGACAUCGGCUGCAGGCUCAAACUGCGCUGCACACCUAAAGAUGGAGGACGCAGUGGCCAGGUGAAGGAACUGGUCUCUGUGGGAGCCGUAGAGGCCGGACCAGGCGUGUGCACGUUCGACAACCGACACGCGUACACUGUCAAAGAGGCGGCGUGGCCGGUCGUGAGGGUGGUGUCGUACAACAUCCUCGCCGAUGUGUACGCGCAAACAGAACUGUCCAAGACUGUGCUCUACCCGUACUGCGCCCCCUACGCCCUGCAGCUGGACUACAGGCAGAACCUGAUCAAGAAGGAGCUGGCUGGUUACAACGCUGACAUCAUCUGUCUGCAGGAGGUCGACAAAGGGGUGUUUACAGACAGUCUGACUCCAGCGCUGGAUGCCUUUGGUCUGGACGGCGUUUUCAGGAUCAAGGAUAAGCAGCAUGAAGGACUGGCCACUUUCUACCGCAGGUCAAAAUUUAAGCUGCUGAGCCAACAUGACAUCGUGCUGAAUGAAGCGCUGACCUCUGACCCCGUCCAUUCCACCCUGCUGGAGAAGGUUUCUGCUAACAGCACUCUGAAGGACAAGAUACUGCAGAGGUCCACCGCCCUGCAGGUCACUGUACUCGAGGAUCUGAAUAAACCAGGCAGGAAGGUGUGUGUGGGCAACACUCACCUGUACUGGCACCCAAAAGGAGGGAACGUUCGUUUGGUCCAGAUGGGCGUGGCUCUGCAACAUCUGAGUCAUGUGAUCAGCGAGGUCGCUCCCGGAGCCCCUCUGGUCUUUUGUGGGGAUUUCAACUCCAGUCCUAACUCAGGUGUGUUCCAGCUGGUCACUGAGGCUCUGGUUCCUCAGCAGCAUGAAGACUGGAGCAGCUCAGGGCUGGAGGAGUCCUGCAGCAUGGAGCUGCCCUCAGCCUUCCCUCCGCUGCUGAGCGCCUGCAGCGUGCCAGCCUACACAAACUACGUGGGAGGAUUUCACGGCUGCCUGGACUACAUCUUCAUACAGCCAGACAGCAUGCAGGUUGAGCAGGUUAUUCCUCUGCCCAGCCACCAGGAGAUCACCACAUACGAGGCUCUGCCCAGCGUGGCUCACCCCUCCGACCACAUCGCCCUGAUCUGCGACCUGCGCUGGAACCCCUGACCUCUGACCUCAAACCACUUAAAAAUGCACAGCAGAACUGGAAUUCCUUUAAACGGAAUGAAAUCUGAGCAUGGAAACAUGGACGAGCAAAGAAAUCAUCAAAUGCAGAAGUGUCUUAACUCACAAUAUGACUGAAAUGUUGUGGUUAGGUUCAUAUUCUGUUAAUAACAGUGCGAUAUUUCAUGAUUUUUUAAAAUCACUGAUAUUCAGUGUUGGGGGUUGUUGCCGGGGAAAAUGAAUAAGUUGCACAGUUUAUUUUUCUUAAAAGUAAUAAACUGAUUUGGUUGUAGAAAACUCACUUGAGUUACUGCAUCAUAUUGAGUUAAUAAUUAAUAUAAUUCUGAGCUCAUUAUGAACAAAUUUAAUGUGACUUGCUAGUUUUUUUCUCACCCUCAAACUGCUGUUCAAACAAAUUUGAGACUACAUGGACCCUGCAAAGUUUCACAAAGACAUUAAUUAAUAAAUACAUAGAGAUAUUUGAAUGAACAAAUUUAUUAAUUUUAUUAUUUUGGUCAGACAAGUUGUUCAGUGGUCCUUUUGAGUUUUUUUUAUAAAUAAAGUUUGACUUGACAUAUAA